This is a messenger RNA of Culex pipiens pallens (northern house mosquito), 2001 nucleotides long. Its product is annotated as probable cytochrome P450 305a1. Gene Ontology annotation, biological process: xenobiotic metabolic process. The record is from RefSeq and is a predicted model, not a curated record. Gene Ontology annotation, molecular function: heme binding; iron ion binding; oxidoreductase activity, acting on paired donors, with incorporation or reduction of molecular oxygen, reduced flavin or flavoprotein as one donor, and incorporation of one atom of oxygen. NCBI's taxonomy places the organism in Eukaryota, Metazoa, Arthropoda, Insecta, Diptera, Culicidae. Gene Ontology annotation, cellular component: cytoplasm; intracellular membrane-bounded organelle. The transcript has 3 exons. Bases 470 to 1948 code for a protein of 492 amino acids.
AAGGUCGGAUAGAAGCGAUUGUAAAUUCUAAAAUGUGUUUGAUUGCAUCAAGCAGAGAUGCUCAAAAUAGAUUUUCAACUACUUUGGUUCAAUGAAUAUAAAUAAUCUGUAAACGGGGUAAACAGUACAGUGUAUGAACUUAUGAAUUAGAAUCCUCAUUAUUUACUUAUAUUUGAACGGAAAAACGUUUUACAAGAACUUAUUAACAUUAAUUGUUUUUAUUGAGCUUGGAAACUUGAAAAUAACUUUACAUUUAUUCAAGCAAAAAAAUUAAGUUCUGUAAAAACAAGUUUUUUAACUCAAAAUGCAGCAUGUAAAAUACUCUUUGAACAGCUCUGCAAUCAGAAAACCUGAAAAUCUUGAGGACACGUACACAUUUCAUUCGAUUUUAUCUGCUGGAUGAGCUACAAUAUAUAUUAGAAUGGUUAUUUGAAUUUUCUACCAGUUUGAAAGACGUAGUUGCUCAAACAUGUUGUGGAUAUUCGGAUUAGCUUUGUUUCUGUAUUUGCUGUGGGUUGAUACAGUAAAGCCCUAUAAAUAUCCUCCAGGACCAAGAUGGAUACCGUGGUUCGGAAACACUUUCACACUUCGAAUGCUCGCUCGAAAGUAUGGUGGUCAGCACGGAGUGUUUGAUUACCUUUCCCAAAAGUACAACUCCCAGGUGAUUGGCUUUCGAAUGGGGAGGGAACGUGGCUACACCCUGGCCAGGCAAGCCCUUAUCAGUGAAGAUCUUCAGGGAAGACCAGACAACUUUUUUGCUCGGUUAAGGACUGGCGGUAAAAGGUUGGGAGUGACCUUCGUUGAUGGUGAGCACGGGGAGGAACAGAGAAACUUUGUCGUACGAACGUUGAAGGAGUUGGGCAUGGGAAGAUCCCGAAUGAAUGACUUAAUACAGCGUGAGUUGCACGAGCUGAUCCAGAUCAUCGACGAGACUACUGGCCCGAUUCAACCAAAUCGGCUGCUACAGCUAAGUGUGAUAAACGUUCUAUGGACGCUUGCCACUGGAGAACGAAUCGAGCGGCAUGACGAUCACCUGCAAAGUCUGCUGGAUGUUUUGAAGAAACGGUCCGCAAUGUUCGACAUAGCCGGAGGAAUGCUAAACCAGAUGCCAUGGUUGCGUUUUGUAGCCCCCAAUUGGAGUGGAUAUAACAUCCUGGUCGACUUCAAUCGGCAGUUGAUCUCAUUUUUCUCACAAACCAUUCAGAAGCAUAACGAAUCCUAUACCGAUGAAGUAUCCUCCAACGAUUUGAUCUAUGCCUACAUCAGAGAAAUCCGGAAGCAUAGCACUAAUCCCAAUUCCAACUUUACCGAAGACCAAAUGAUCAUGACCAUUCUGGACUUGUUCAUAGCUGGAGCUAACAAUACCAGUACCAUCGUAGAUCUGCUUCUGAUCAUGAUGGUGAACAGACCAGAUAUUCAAGCCAAAAUUCACAAAGAAAUCGACCAACACAGCGAUCCUAUCCGAUGGUCCGACCAUUCUCAGCUCCCAUACGUAGAAGCAGUUAUCAGUGAAGUCCAACGGUACUUCCACUUAGCUGCCAUCAGUGGACCUCGACGAGCCAUCCGGGAUUGUCAGCUUGGUGGAUACCGGAUUCCCAAGGAUACGUCGAUAUUUGUGGACUUGAAAAGCGUUCACAUGGAUGCAGAUUACUGGAAGGAUCCCGAAGUGUUCCGACCGGAAAGAUUCCUGAGUGAAGAUGGAACUCUUACCAACACUGAACGAUUGUUAUCGUUUAGUUUAGGGAAGCGAAGGUGUUUGGGAGAGGCUCUAGCGCGGGCUUGUAUUUUCAACUACUUUGCAGGGAUUAUGCAACAGUUUAAUGUUGAGCUGCCUGAUGGAGAGGAUGUAAUGCCAUCGCUGGAACUAACGCCAGGAAUCAGUUAUAUGCCAAAACCUUACAAAGUGAUCUUCAAACGCAAAUAUAUUAAAACGUGUGACUUAAAUUAAACACUGUAACUUAUAUUUACAAUCGCAACAAAAAAUAAAUCGAAUGAGAAAUG